CCCCACUAUGAGCCCUACACUUGGGCUAUUGGCAGGCGAGACACUAGGGAGGAUAUCUGGAGAGCGGGAGACUCAGAUUGGAACUUGGAACUUCCCUCUCUCAAGGAUCAAGUCGCCUUGCCUGUUUCUCGAAGAACUAGGAACUCAAUUGGAAAGAGCUGCGCCUAACCACUAG
Messenger RNA from Parathielavia appendiculata, 175 nucleotides. RefSeq lists its product as uncharacterized. Bases 8 to 175 code for a protein of 55 amino acids. The transcript has 4 exons. The record is from RefSeq and is a predicted model, not a curated record. NCBI's taxonomy places the organism in Eukaryota, Fungi, Ascomycota, Sordariomycetes, Sordariales, Chaetomiaceae.